CUCAUGACAUAAACAAGUUGAUGCUGAUCAAUCUCACUAUCCAAACCAGGCUUUGGGGAGAGGACCUGAGAAGGGAAAACAAUUCCACAGCUAAAAAACAAAGCACACCUUCAUUCCAACCCUGCUUCACAAAGGCAGUCAGCAUGUUAACUGUCCAACAUGUGAAGCCACGUGAGGUUCCUUCAAGCCCUGUGUUUAGUGACGGAAAAGUCAAUGCUCAAAUGAGAAACAAGGCGACGGGAGGCGCAGAACUCAAACAAGACAAGAACUUCAACUUUGUGGAGGAGUCCUGCGACAAGAACGAGAACGUUGGCCAGUGUCAGGCGGGCGGAACUGCCCUCCGAGAGAUGGUCAGUCAACUUGACAACGGCGUCCAGGCAAAGUGCGAGCCCGACGUCCAAUUGGGGAGAGAUGCCGCCUGCUUUGUCGCUGCCGCCGAUUCUCCGGGUUUGGAAUCGGGUCGACUCAAGCCACUCUCCGUUGAAAACGUGCGGAUGUCACCGGGAGUGACCGGAACGGGUCACGGCAACAAGCCCAACGCGGCCAAGGAUUACGAAGAGUUUGCGGUCUCCCCUUCGGAUGACAAUGGCUACUCCAGCAGCUGCUUGAGCAUCGAAAGCCCAGACAGUGUUGAUGGAAGCAUUUGGGAGGUGGCUGAGACUGUGCAGAGAGAUGACUUCACCGCCUGGCAGCAGAACGAGGACGUCAGCGUCGAGAAAGUCCCGGGGUCUCUAACCGCCUCGGGCUCCUUCUUGCCUUUGCUGCUUGAGGCAGUGCAGAACCUUCAAGAGAAGCAGAGGUUCAAGGAACAAGAGAGAGAGAAGCACCAGACCCAGGUCAUCAUGUACCGAAGGCUGGCUCUGUUGCGUUGGAUCCGUAACCUCCAACAGAAAGUAGUCGACCACCAAAGCCGCCUGCAGGAGAGCUACGACACCAUCCUAAGCAAUCGCAAAGAACUGCUCAAAUUCAUCAAACAGGGUGUCAUCUAGCAGCAAGUCGGCUAAGACACAGCGAACGCAAUGAAAUGUUUGGCUGUUGAGACAUAUGUGUGUGUAAAAUAAAAGAAUGGCAAUAGA
This is a messenger RNA of Callorhinchus milii (elephant shark), 1076 nucleotides long. RefSeq names its product UPF0500 protein C1orf216 homolog. The transcript has 3 exons. The record is from RefSeq and is a predicted model, not a curated record. Bases 21 to 989 code for a protein of 322 amino acids. NCBI's taxonomy places the organism in Eukaryota, Metazoa, Chordata, Chondrichthyes, Chimaeriformes, Callorhinchidae.